This is a messenger RNA of Cantharellus anzutake, 472 nucleotides long. RefSeq lists its product as uncharacterized. The record is from RefSeq and is a predicted model, not a curated record. Gene Ontology annotation, molecular function: transcription coactivator activity. The coding region runs from base 44 to 343 and encodes 99 amino acids. The transcript is spliced from 3 exons. Lineage: Eukaryota; Fungi; Basidiomycota; Agaricomycetes; Cantharellales; Hydnaceae. Gene Ontology annotation, cellular component: nuclear pore; SAGA complex. Gene Ontology annotation, biological process: mRNA export from nucleus; positive regulation of DNA-templated transcription.
CAAAGGAGAAGUCGACAAAUUGGCGGGACCUCUGCAUCGCCGUAUGGUGACGAGCGGGGAGUGGGAUCGUAUCAACCGGAAGUUGAAGCGCCUCCUGGACGAAAGCGGUUGGACUGAUGAAACAAGAGAUAGAGCAAUUGGUAUCCCGGCCAAACUGGACAAUACACUUCUCUCAUCUAAUCAAUUAAUACCAGAGGAAUACAAGCGCUCUCCUAAUCUCAAGAUACGGGCCUUGGAGUCUGCCGUAACUCCCCAAAGCAUUUCAAGCGUGCCAAUAGAGGUCAAAAAAGAAAUCAUGGAAGAGAUACGACAAUUCGUUGAAGAAAAUCUUGAACGACCAUGACUGUCACCAUAUACCAGAUUGUGCUGACACGGCGGGGAUAACAGUGUGGUAUAUGAUUGUAUAUGCAAACUACACUUUGUACUUUUUCCCCGUAGUGGUAAAGAAUGUUUGCAGGACAUAUAUCUGAAU